This is a messenger RNA of Amaranthus tricolor (Joseph's coat), 2894 nucleotides long. RefSeq lists its product as uncharacterized. The record is from RefSeq and is a predicted model, not a curated record. Gene Ontology annotation, molecular function: mRNA binding; protein binding. The coding region runs from base 117 to 2339 and encodes 740 amino acids. The transcript has 12 exons. Lineage: Eukaryota; Viridiplantae; Streptophyta; Magnoliopsida; Caryophyllales; Amaranthaceae.
AAUUACUACCGACUUACCGUUAAGGCGUUAACAACAUAAAAGAAACCCUUGAAUUUCAGUACAGUCCAAAUUGUUGUUUCAAUUCAAUUCCAUUUUCUAUCCCCGGAAAUUCAUCAAUGGCAACAACCUCCACCACCACCACCAUGGAUCCACCAUCGCCGUCACCACCACCAAAUGAAUCACCUAAUUCUUCCGAGGCCGUCGUUUCGAUAGCCAGGCCUUCUUCAACAGGGGAAUCUAAAGAUCAGCCUUCAACGGCGCCGCGUCCGCCUCCGCCAAACCCUAGUUACUCCAUUGCGGAACUUCCUCCACCUUCGUCCAAAGAUAACAAGAAGCUCAAUCCUCACAAAAAUGACAAUAAGGAGAAAGUUUCAAUUUCAAUUCCUUACUCCAUUCCUCCAUGGAGUACAGCUCCUUCUCUUCCUUUCUUCCUCGAAGUUCUCAAAGAUGGCGCAAUCAUUGAUAAGCUUGAUUUGACGGAGAAAGGUGCAUAUAUGUUUGGAAGAAUAGAAAUGUGUGACUUCAUUCUUGAACAUCCCACUAUUUCUCGGUUUCAUGCUGUUCUUCAGUUUAGGGGAAAUGAAACUGCGUAUUUGUAUGACCUUGGAAGUACUCAUGGAACAUUUAUCAACAAAAAACAGGUACCAAAGAAAGAUUUUGUAGAUUUGCAUGUUGGUGACGUCAUACGAUUUGGCCUUUCUUCUCGAUUAUAUAUAUUCCAAGGUCCAGAAGAGUUAAGGCCCCCGGAAGCUGACUUGGCUAGCGUCAGAUAUGCUAAAGAUAGGGAAGCUUCCCUUCGCAGGGCAAAGGAAGAAGCAACUCUUGCCGAAGGAAUCUCUUGGGGAAUGGGAGAGGAUGCUGUUGAAGAAAUUGAGGAUGAUCUUGAUGAGAUAACAUGGCAAAACUACAAAGGAGAACUCACAGAAAAGCAGAAAAAAACUCGGGAGAAAGUACUGAAAAGAAUGGAGAAGAUUGCGCAUAUGAAAAAAGAGAUGGCUGCAAUUCGUGCUAAAGACAUAUCCCAAGGAGGAUUGACUCAGGGACAACAAACUCAGAUUGCUCGGAAUGAGAUGAGGAUAUCACAGAUAUUGGAGGAGCUUGAGAGUUUGGAAGAGACUUUAAAUGAUGGUAUCCGAGAAAGUUGCGGUGCACGCUCUGGGAAAUCUAUGCGUGGUAAGCAAAAGGGAUUGGCUGAAGAUGAGGAUGAGUAUAUGAGUGAUGAUGAUGAAUUUUAUGACCGGACGAAACAGAAAUCUGCUAACAAAUCAGCUGAUACACAAUCUAUUGAGACAGCCGAUUCUCUUCUGGAUAAGAAGGAGGUAUUGCUGAAUGAAAUGGAGGAGAAAAAAAGAUUGAUUCUGGAAGAGAAGAGCAAGACAUCAGAGCCUAAGGUUGAAGAAGAUUCUGGAGAUGCACUGGAUGCCUUUAUGUCUGGUCUCUCAUCUCAGCUCGUUCUUGAUAGGACUGUGCAACUUGAGAAGGACCUAUCUUCCCUCCAAACAGAAUUGGAUAGGAUAGUUUACCUGCUGAAGAUUGCUGACCCUACUGGAGAAACUGCAAAGAAACGAGCAGCAACGCCCAAGGAGCACAAGUCCAAGGAAUCUGCAUCUUCACGGUCUGCUGUUAAGAAAUCUGAGAAAUCCAAAAUUGAACUGAAAAAAGUUAAUCAACUUGAAAAUGCUAUCAGUGUUUCUUCUUCAAAACAAGCAACUCCAGAUGUGACUGUAGAAGCUAGUGAAGCAUCAAAUACCAGUGAGAAUGUAGCUGAUCCAGCAGAACAAAAACCAACAGGUUACAAAAUUACAAAGCCUCAGUGGCUUGGCGCAGUAGAGGACAGAGAAAGAAACGAGAUCCAACUAGAGAAACGACCUGAAACUGACGAUGGUGAUGAAUUUAUAGAUUAUAAAGAGAGGGAGAAGAUUUUGGAAUCAACUGAAUCUCAAUCAGAAAAGAAGCUGGACUCUGAUCUGGAAAGUGCAGCCCCUGGUCUUAUAUUACGGAAAAGGAAGCCUGCUGAAACAGCUGAAGAUGGUGAGGAUCUGAAGUCUAAAUUGUCAGAAUCUGUAGGAGCUAACAUGGCUGUGGAAGAUACUGUUGCACUCUUGUUGAAACACAAACGAGGAAUCUAUGCUGGUGAGGAAGAAUCAGAUAUUCUAAGCCAUGAUAAAAGAGAUCAGAAGCAAUCUGGGAAAGAUACAAAAAAGCCUAGAAGAGUGCUUGGCCCUGAAAAACCUGCUUUCUUGGAGCAGCUUCCUGAGUUGGACUAUGAAACGUGGGUGCCUCCAGAAGGACAAUCAGGCGAUGGUCGUACAUCACUGAAUGAUCGUCUUGGUUACUGAUGGAAACUAUACAUUAUAGUCUCCAUUUCAUGCACUACAGUUCCGAGGCUAGACUAGGGUUCCUCAACCAGAUAAUCGACCCUGCUAUCAUCUUUUACAGUUGGCUAUUACCACAAUUUCCCUUUAUAACUGCACCAGCUCUGUAGCAAUGAAUCAUUAAAGCUUAAUAGAUGUUUUGAAGGUGCGUUUAUCACAAAAUUGUGAAUCGUGAUGUCGGAAUCUCCUUGUUAUCCUGCUAGAAAGGCCAGCAAUCAUGAAAUGUCGAAGGUUCUUAAUACAAGCCGAGCGCUUCAGUAGGUUCAUGUAUCUCCCAAUUUUGGUGCUGUGAAAGAAAUAUGACGAAUUUAAGCUUGGAUUGUACAGACUAUAAUUAACACUUAACAGAAUGAUCUUCUGUAUUAUCUCAAAAAAAAAAAAAAAGAAAAAAAAACGAUCUUCUGUAAGCACAGGUUAAAUAUAAAUAUAUAUUUUCCAUUAGAAUUAUUGUAGUAUUCUUUGUAUUUUUUUGUUACUCUAUGCCCAUUUUUUUCAAUCUAUUUCUCGUACUAAUUAGUA